This is a messenger RNA of Uranotaenia lowii, 9763 nucleotides long. RefSeq names its product pikachurin. The transcript has 18 exons. Gene Ontology annotation, molecular function: calcium ion binding. The coding region runs from base 3078 to 7412 and encodes 1444 amino acids. NCBI's taxonomy places the organism in Eukaryota, Metazoa, Arthropoda, Insecta, Diptera, Culicidae. The record is from RefSeq and is a predicted model, not a curated record.
GGUCAGUCAGUCGGAGUUCAGCAUUGGUCGGUAUCGGUCCGCAAACCUCUACGCGCUCGGGAACGAACGUUCUCCGGUUGGUCUAUCGCUAGUUGAUUACCUUGUGGUGUGUCUGCAAGGUGUUUGAGGAGUGCUGAGGAGCAACUCCUGCGCUGCAUCAAGGAUUAACUCAUUACCAGUUAGUAGGUGCCCUCUCUCACUGUUUCGGAGUGGUUCGUCGUCGGUGAAAAGUUGUUGCGACGGUGUGCUCGGAGCAGUCGAAAGGGUUUUGUAUUUCGGUGAAAUAUUUUCUUUCGCCCUUUGCCACCCCUCGCCUUCGUCGCGUAGUCGUCGUCGUCGGUUCGUUUUUGUUUUGUUUGGGGGUUGCCCUGAAGGUUAGCAGGAGGGUGUACUGUUGUAUUUUUCCUCGUUCUUAUCGUGGUGGCUCUUUUAUUCUUCUUCGCCGUAAAGAAGGAGAUUCUGACAGUGCGCGUCAGUGUGUUGGUGUUUUUAUCCGCCGUUUUCCGUUCGUCGUGAGGAGGGAUACGUUCGCGAGGUGACACCAUCAGAGUGCGGAAUGUUUUCAAAUAAUAUGCAGAAUAAUUUGGGCUCGUGGAAUACGACGGAGCCUAAGAAGCAUGUUGAGGGCAAUGGUGCCUAAUUAUUACUGUCUGCUGUGAGGUUUUCACUUGCAUUUAAAGUGGGCAGUAAGCGAGGAAAAGCUUUCACUGCAGGUACGAGCAGCGAGAAAAAGGUUAAAUUUUUCACGGUUCUCCCUUUUCUUUUGGCAAGAAUUGAAAAGUGACGGAGCCAAAAGGAGCUAUGGCUUUGUGAAGAUUGAGUUACGGUUGGUUUAAUGGUGAAACGAUUCGGUAAUUACGCCUCCGACCGUGUUUCUUCACGGAUGCUUUGGCGAUGAUAAUGAUGUUUCCGUAGGCUGUUGCUUGCUGACACCCAUUGUGAAUGGAAAUAUUUCGGUGGAUGUGACGCGGAAUAAUUGCCUUUCUGUGUUGUGUUCUCUCAAUUCGAACCAUUGCAGCGAUUCAGGCGUGUAGGAGGAAUAAUACAUAACGCUGCCAUUAUCGAAUGUUGUGUUUGCUCCGAAAGCGAAGUGUAUAUGUUUUGCCCAAACAACCCACCCACCGUCUGAUGGAAGAAAACGGAAACUCUUUCCUCUGACUAUCGGAUAACGGAUAACGUCUGCGAGUGGCACAGUGCUCUUUUGCCGGAAAAUCUAACAGAUAAGAGAAAAGAAACACCCAAAGGAUACACAAACACGCAUCCCCAUCGGCGGCAAGUGGAUAUUCUGAACGAGACACUCGGAAAAAAUAAAACUUUCACCAUUUCCCAGCAGUCAUUCGAACACAUUCCACAGUGUGAAUCCGGGUGCCAUUAAAAAGCCGUCGCCGCUCCUCGUUGAAAUCGAGCGCAAUUUAAAAGUUUUCCUGCUCUUAAACAGCAGAGCUAGAGCAGGAACUUGUGCUGUGCUGUGGUUUCCGGGAAGCAGUCAAGUGCGGGGAACGGGGAUGUUUGCUACUAUUUUUAUUGCCUCGGAAAAAUAAGCAAUUAAAAUUUUGCGUGGAAAAUUAAUUCAACGACAACAGAGAGCGUGUGUCGACGACAGUUUUUGUGUGCGUGAUCGGAUACAACCGGGCUCCGGGAAUUUUCCGAGCAAUAAAAAGAUGCUUUCCGGAGCAAGCGGAAGCUCCAAGUGGUAAACCUGAGGUGUAAGGAGGUCGUUUGUUUGCCCCCUCUUAACAUCUCCUCCUCAAAGGAAAAAAAAAGAAACCAUAAGAAAAACGCAAAUAAGUGGAAUUGUCUGAGCAGGGGGUCGUUGUUGAGUCUGUACCGGAAGGCAGGUGUCGUCGUCGUGUGCUCCCCAAUGUUGUCGACAUUCCGGGAAUUACAGAACGAGGAAUAAAAUUCUUGGAGCAACAGCACCAAUAGCCUCAGGAAGAAUUUUUAAAGAUUACCGACCCUAAUCAAGCAACGGGACCUUUUCGGGCACAAAUCAGGAAACGGCAAAGACUAGAGCAGAGAUUACCAUUCCCAGAAGAAGGCAGCAGCCAUUUGUGCACUCUGUGUCUAUGUAAACAUCAUUAAAAUUUGCUUUUUCAACACCCGAAAACCCCUGGCUGUUGUUGUUUUUACUGUACGAGUGUGGGUGGUUUUCGGAUUGGAAAUUGUGACCUCACCCACCCUUUUUUUCCGGGGCUGUUGUUCGGUUCGUUUAAAGUAAGAGCAAAAUCAAACAAAGUGUAACGCGUUUUAUUUUCCCUCAAAAAGCUGCGAGGCGUCCAUUAAAUUCAUCAAAAGAAUCAUCGAGCAAGGGUGCCAAGUGGCGUUUUUCCGUUCUCAACCCUCCUCCGCAAAUCGGGAAAAUUCCUGCGAGCGGCAAAAGGUUCGGCUUAGAAACGCGUCGAAUAAGUCAUGAAUAAAUGAUUUUAAUGGAAAAUAAACAGCCUAGGUGAAGGUUUCUGGUGCCCGGAAUCGUUGCUGCUGCUACUUCAGCCUGUCUUUUCUCCCGGAAUUGAAGAUUGCACCGUCAAAAUCCUCACCCUACAAGAAGCAGCCGGGGCUCAGUGACUUUCACAAAGUUGAAUCUCAGGCCGGGUGGUAAAAGCGAUUCUUGCUGCCUGCCUUUCCCAGAGUCGAUGUUUUCUUGGGUCGUGAGCCAAAAAAGUUCCUCGGUUUUGUAGAAUAAAUACCCGAAACCGAUGCGAAAAGUGAUGAAAAUUGGCCACUCAUUCCCAAAAUUCUGCACCCGGCACAUGUUUUGCGGUUUUAUCCGCGAGUGUCUGUUUCUUUGAGCGCCACUUCUAAUUAGUGUCAGUGUUUUGUCUUGAUCCGGAGGAAAACAACCUGUGCCUUCAGGAAGCUGAAGCGAGCAGGAAGAAGAAAAUAACAACCGGAAUCUUUUGACCUAGUUGUUUUUGCGAAGCGGCUCCCGGUUUCUUUUUUGGAAACGAGAAAACCAAAAAAAUAAAAUAGAGUCAGUGAGUGAACGUGAGGGUGUUGAAUUGAAACAAAAAUAAGUCAGGAUUCGCAAGAAGCAACAACAUUUCGGUCGCCCCAAGGAUUGAAAACCCGGCCGCAGAAUGUGGCUUCAAGGAUUUUUAGUUGCCGUGCUCGUCUGUCUGGUGAGGUGCACAGAGCCCGAUGUGUCGGUUGAAGCAGCAUUUCAAGGUCAUUGUGGGCAUGGGAGUCCUUGCGAACAACUGUGCUACGAAUUGCACGAUGGCAUGUACGAAUGUGACUGUGCGGAUGGAUUCGAAUUGAACAAAAAUGGCUACAGCUGUCAAGAAAUCAACUCCACAACAACGGAGGAAAGCAUAACGAAGCGGGAGGAGGACGUCCUGUAUCAACGGGGCGCCUCCUUCAGCGCCAAGCUGGACAUGUCCGACCUGCACAUAUCGAUGAAGAUGUACGACGAGGACGACGACGGAGAUGGGCAGAACGAGGGGGAAAUGCGACCCAUCAAUCUGAACGCCCUCGAUGGCCAGCUGCUGCCGGCAAGAAAAUCGAACCGUAAUUGGAAAACGAUCAGUACAGCGACGAAAGGCGACAGCAGUCAAGUUCCGAAAUCUUACGCCGAUGGCCAUCAUCACAGUAAUGGUCCGGCCCCGAAGAGCAGAAAAGAUGUCGCUAGUAGCAGUAGUGGUAGUGCCAAUUUCCGGCCAGUUCCCAUGGAAUCGGACGAUGCUGACUCAUUACGGAUGCAGGCCGAUGAGGGCGAAAAUCGGAGCAAAAUUGGACGCCCGGACAUGAUGACGAGCAGCAGCAGCAACAGCCAUGACGAGAUAAAAGCUCUGGCGCUGACGGCACUCGAGGACGACGAAGAUGAUUUUCUGCUGCUAAAUGGUGGCCGGAGUACAAUUACGGCAACGACCAUGAGAACGCCACAAGUCUCGCCGGAAGUGACCGCAGGAGCUGCAUUCCAACAAACGGCACUCACGGGAACUGAUCCUGGGACCACAUUGGCGCCAUCAUCCACACGUGAGGUUGAAAGGAAACCUUGCUCCCUGGAUUGUGGUUUCGAAGGCGUCUGCAGCUACGGCGAAAGUGGCCAAGCCCCUCGAUGCAUUUGCCCAUUCGGGAAGGCUGGCCACAAAUGCGAAGACGAUGUUCGGAUCAACACUCCACGAUUCAAUCAACACUCAUGGUUGGCCUUUCCGGCCCUUCGAGGGGCCUACAAACAUGUACAGCUUCACAUCGAAUUUCGGCCCGAGUCAUUCGACGGGAUUCUGCUGCUGACGGGCGAGCGGGACGACCUGACGGGGGACUUUAUGGCUUUGCUACUGCAUCAAGGAUUUGUAGAGUUUUGGUUCGAUUGCGGCUCCGGAACCGGCCGGGUUCGUUCGGAGGAAACCAUCGUCCUGAAUCAGUGGAAUACCAUCACCAUCUAUAGGCAUCGCUGGGAUGCCUGGCUGGUCCUGAAUCAGGGCAAUCGGGUCCAGGGAAGAUCCAAGGGCCUAUUUUCGCGGAUAACAUUCCGGGAGCCGGUGUUUCUCGGUGGCUUUGGCAACAUCACUGGACUGGACAAGAAGCUACCUGUCAGCAACGGAUUCACCGGAUGCAUCCGGAAGUUUGUUGCCAACGAUCAUGACUACAACUUUCAGCAGCAACAACAAUCACCAUCGGGGCCCGGCGGAUCUUCCCUGGUCGAUGUUUCGCAGGGAUUCGAUAUACAGGAAUGUGUCACCGAUCGCUGCAGCCGGUUCCCGUGUCAACAUGGCGGCAAGUGUCUACCCUCGGAUGACGGUGCCAUCUGUCUGUGUCCGCUGGGAUUUGGCGGUGAUUUAUGCGAGAUGAGACUGGAUUUACAGGUGCCUUCGUUUAAUGGAUCCUCGUACCUGCGAUACGCCCCGCUCGGCGAUACCUGCAUCAUUUGGUUUGAGUUGAAGAUUAUCAUCAAGCCGCUCCUGGAGGACGGUCUUCUGCUGUACAGCGGCCAUCACGAGUACGGUGACUACAUUUCGCUGUGCCUCAACAUGGGCUACGUGGAGUUUACGUUCGACCUCGGGAGCGGACCGGCCACUGUGAGGAGUGAAUUUCCUCUUACGAUGGGACAAUGGCACACAAUCAAGGUUUCGAGAACAUCACGAUUGGCUGUUUUGAAGAUCGAUCAACUGCCGGAAGUAAUGACCGUAUCCCCGAACGGUUUCUGGCAUCUCUCGCUGCCGCACAGUCUGUAUCUGGGAGGGGUUCACAACAUCCACACGCUGCCGAUGAGUCUCCGGGAUAAGGGAUCCUUUGCCGGAUGUGUACAAAAGGUGGACAUCAACGACCGCACCAUCAGCAUCAUCUCCGAGGCACUCGGCGGUUCCAAUGUGGAAAACUGCCCGCACGCUUGCGUGGCCCGUCCGUGUGGUCCUCUGGCGAAAUGUGUCCCGGUACUGGACAGCUACGAGUGCCAGUGCCAUCCGCAGAACCGACAGUGCAACCAGGCAGAAGAACUCCCAUCGGACGUGAUCGAACAGCGGCAGCGACUUUUGAAGCAGCACCAGGUCGAGUUGCAGCAGGAGGAAUUGUUGAAGGAACAGUUACGGAGGGGAGAAUUGCUGGAAGGGGAGGACGACGAUGAUGAGAGUGGAAUUGAGGCGACGACGGAAGUUGACGGAGUCACGGAAAAGAUACUAACGGAUGUGGUGGCUAGUGAUGAUGAGUACUACUACUAUUAUGAUGAAGAGGAGGAUGAGGUGGGCAAGGAUGCAGUAGUGGGUAAUGAAAAAAUCAUGAGCAAAGCAAAAGGUGAGAAGAUGCAGUUGGACGUUAGCACGCAGCAGCCCAGUGGGAACGAUGAUGAUGAUGAUGAUGAUGAUGAUGAUUAUGGUCGCAUGGCUAGCAAAGAUAGGAAAACUUUGAAUGAGAAUGUCAAACGACCGGAAUAUGAUGAUAACGAUUAUGAUAAUGAUGACGAUAGUGGCAUUGACGAGGAUUUCGAUAAAGAUUCAUGGUUUAAAAAGGGUAAAACGAAGGCUGCAAAAUAUAUCAAACCAGUAAAAACGACCUCGAUAGACAAAAAGCGAAUGUCCCAUAAAGCUAGUGACAGCGAUAAAAAACAGCACAAGGAUAAAAUUCGAAAAUUUUACACCGCAAACGUUGAUGAAGAUAAAAAUGUUGGUGGCGAGGAGACGGAUGGCUUCCGAGAGGAACCUGAAAAUGACAGCAGCAGCGGCAGCAGUAACUCAAACCAAAACGGAAAUAAUAAAGAUUAUGAUCGCAACGGAGACCGGAUACCGUACCGUCCAGAUCUAUUGAAUAGGGCAAAAAGUGGACAGUGGACGACGCACCAAACCCGGCGGGGGAAAGGUCAUGAAAAGCACCAACCGGAACGGGAUCCCGACAUUGAUGAAAUAUUAAUCGAAGAGAUGAACAGAAUAAUGAAAAAUAAAAACGACUUCGAUGGCGAUUAUGGAGGAGUAGGGGAGCAACAGCAGAGCGACUCGGAUAGCCUGUGGAGCUUGGAUGAGGAGGAGGCGAGACAUCAAGGGGCUCCCUUAGGUGGUGAUACUCAGAAUCAACCCUUGGAUCCUAUUCGGGUAGAAGACAAUGAUGAUGGUGUUGACGAUGAGGAUAAUGACGACGACGACGACGACAACGAUGACGACGUAGCGAGAAAAGAUAGCACUCACAGCACGUCCGACGUUGAUGGAAUGCAACAUAAUCCACGGCGUGAUAAAAAUCCCAACUCGAGCUCUGACCCCCUUAAACUAACAACUCACAACACCGCCCAGGAAAGUAGUAAACCAUUGGUCACCGGGAGCCAACAGCAGCAGCGUUUUAAACAAUCCAAACUGAACCAAAACCACGGCGACGGAAUACCCCUGCCCCUCAAGCCGCUCAAAUAUCAGAAGAACAAAUAUCCGCGCCGCUAUCAGGGGGCCUGUUUCACCGGAACCGAGAGCUUCUUCCAUUACAGCGAUGCGGAAACGAUGCGGAGGGUCAUCAGCUACGAGAUCGAUCUGAAUCUGAGGUUCAAGACGCACUCGACCAGCGGGUUGAUUCUGUGGACCGGGCGGCACAGCGCCCUGGAGGGGGACGAUUUCCUGUCCCUCGGAAUCGAAAAUGGCUACCUGCAUCUACGGUACAACCUCGGCUCCGGUGAGAUCAACAUUAAAUACAACGCCACAAAAGUCAGCGACGGCCUCUGGCAUCGAGUGCGGGCUCUCAGGAACUCCCAAGAUGGCACUCUGAAAGUGGACGGUGGAAAGUCAAUUACACGAAGAUCACCAGGAAAAUUAAGACAGCUUAACACUGAUACGGGACUAUAUGUCGGUGGCCUUCCGGCGGCGUCUUUCUACACCCGGCAACGGUACACUUCCGGCAUCGUCGGCUGCAUCUCGGAGCUAAUCCUGGCCGGAGAGCUGCGGCUAAACUUCGAUUCGACGAUACUGGGCACGGCACACAACGUGGAACCGGGUGCCCCCUGAAGGUAAAUUUAGGACGAGGCCUUGCCGGCGCUGGCGUCGUCGCAGCUGGUGCUGUUAGAGACACCGACGUCGAUGAGCCCGGAACCGGAAACAGCAGCGUCGAUGGCGAACGGACACUGGCCCAAGCGAUCGAACGGCGCAGUAAGGGUUGCUGGAGAUUCACCGGGGAAGCGUAACAUCAACUGAACGUCCAUCAGAGUAAAUAGAAAGAGUUUUUUUUUGCGAUAACUAGAAUCUAAAACAGAGAGUGGUACGAAUCUGGCGAGAUGAAGUAGGAAUGGUAGCCUGAAAUGAUGAUGGUCGAUGAGUGUGGUUGGCAGAAAACGGAUGAGCAGCAUGAAGAGAACCAAAUUUCAAAACUAGUUGAAACGGAAUAAACGAACGAGUGAAUGAACGGUCAGAUCAACUACACACCGAUUUAGACUAAAUUAAAUUUUAUAUAAGAGAUUCAAUUUAGAAAGCUACGAGUACGUGUAAGAUUUAGGCUAAUGUAUUGUAAAUGUUUUAGAGGAUAAGUUUUAACUGAAUAUCUGCCCACGGAAAAAGUUCGCUGAAAAUUGGUCGACGAUGAAAAUUCAAACAGCAUUGAAUCAGAAGAGUGGAAUUCAUGGCCGAAGUAAUCAUUUUUAAGACCAAACCACGUUAACCACUUUUCAACCCUUCAAACUUAUAUUUGAUUUCUCUUGUUCUAUCACUUUACUCCAAUAUGCUGAAACUCAAAUGAAAACCUCAAAUCUAAAAAUUUAGUACUUUAUUUUACCAAUGGCCAUGAAUUUCAUCAAAACUGUUCAAUUUCUUCACUUGAACCUUUUUGAAAGUCAAACACCGUUACAAAACAUAUAUAAGUCAAUUCGUUGGUUUGCCUUAACGUUUGCUUACGUUAAUCAGAUGAUUUUGAUACUGUUGAGAGACUGAAGUUCGGUCGUCAUCUUUCAACGCUCAUUUCAUCCCAACUCGAGUCAUGCAAUACCUUGAACAUGUGAACCAGAACAAUAAAUCCACCAUAUCAAUUUGGACACAGCCAGAAAAUCUACAACUUAAUGGUAAAAAUGUUAACAUUACAGUUUCAUUAUUGGUCAUAACAGUUUCCUUUAAAUGUUUUUCAAAUUAAAUUCAAUCACAUUCGUAUUUAAACCACGGAGACUGUCAUUUAAGUAAAAAAAAUUGUCCAGCUUGAAAAAUCAAAUUUUGUGUAAUGUUUUUUUGCCUAACACCUUAUAAGUUUCCCUUGAACAAUAAUCUGUAAAUAAGACACUUUCUUGCUUAUAAAAAAAAAUAUAAACAAAAAGCUGGAAUAUACGAAACCCAUUCUUAUACAACACCGACCGCAACAACACGAUUAUACAUCUAGGCUAUAACAGAAAAAAAAAUAAACAAAUGGAGAGCGAAUUAUUUAUAACCCAGAAAGUCUCCGGAUUUAAUUUUCUACAAACGGAAAACCGACCCAAAUGCUUUGCCUCCUUGAGAGUUCUAAAACAAAAAAUCAGCAAACACGGCAGCACAGCUCGAAGUUGUUGGCAAAAAAACAAACGAAACAAACACUACAACAAAAGAUAAAUAUUAGUUUGUGUGCGAUGUGUAAAUAUAGUCAAAAAUUAGCAAAAACGCAAAGUAUCCGCUUAUCGAUGUUCAAAGAAAGUAAAAAAACUAAAAUCAGAGAAUCUUGAAACAGUUUAACAGAAUAAAGAAAAGUAAAAAAAAAAUACAACAGAGAGACAAUGUGAUGUGCAACAAUCGUGCUAGUAGAUUUUCUAUGACUACAAGGAAAUAAAGAAAAAAAAAACACGCUAAAAAUGGCGGCGCGCCAGUGCUGCUAGGUUGUUUUGUUUCCACCCUUUUUUUCUCGUUUCUGAAUGUGAAUUUCCCAAGGCUUAAAAAACAAAGAUGUGGCAAGCUAACAGUAAAUUGACAAAUGAAGCAAACCGUUCAGUUAACUAUAGAAGUAUUUUAUAGGCACACCUACACGUGGCUAAUAUUAGGUGAAUGUAUAGCAAAUUUUGUGCAUAUCAAACAAGAGGAAAAAGUCAAUAAUCGAUGGAAGAAGGUGAAACAUUAAACCAAAAAAAAACAAGAAGGAAAAAAAGACAACCCUUUACCGUCAUCGAAUUAUCAAUCAAUUGUGUGUUGUUACGGUUAUUUUCGGCUCUUCAAUUCAAUGUAACACUGCUGUUUUUUGGUAGAUUGAACGAACAUGUUUUCAUCAGUAGAGGCUAGUAAAAAUACCCACAACAACCAUGAUGUGAAGCGAUUUUUGAGUUAACUGCUUUUAGGUUUGUUGCACAAAGUGUGACACAGCAUUUACUGCGUAAUGGAAUAUGUAUAUUACAGAAAUAAACAGUAUUGGGUUUUGA